Molecule: messenger RNA, 1717 nt
Organism: Maylandia zebra (zebra mbuna)
Lineage: Eukaryota; Metazoa; Chordata; Actinopteri; Cichliformes; Cichlidae
Biological process (GO): T cell receptor signaling pathway; regulation of cytokine production
Cellular component (GO): external side of plasma membrane
Molecular function (GO): signaling receptor binding
Source: RefSeq, a predicted model, not a curated record
GUGUCUGAUCACACUGAUCUGAAAGGGUUCUGGUGUCUGCAGAGAGAAUGAUAACUUCCGAAACAUUAAUUUGGUUCUUCAGUAAUUGAGGGGGAAAGUCUUUUGUCCUUUAGGGAUGUAUCGUCGUCUUUUCGUGGUUGCCAGUCUGCUGUCAUCCUAUGUGGGUGGAUCCCCUGCUCAGGAUCAGCCAGUGCACGUUCUUGCCUUUGCUGGUGGAGAUGUUAUUCUACCGUGCAGUUUCAAUAUCUCUGACAAGGAAGACUUUCCGACUGUUGAGUGGUCCAAGGAAGGCUUGAAGCCAAAUGUUGUCUUCUUGUACCGGGAUGGUUGUGAGGCCUACGAGAUGAAGAAUCCAGCCUUCGAGUACAGGACAAGCCUCAUCAUGAAAAAGCUCAAAGAUGGAAACAUCUCAUUACGGAUCUCCAAUGUGCAGGUGUCUGAUACUGGAAAGUACCAGUGCCUCGUAUUCCAGAAAAAUGUCGCCAGGAAGGUUUCAACAGUGGAGCUGUUUGUGGUGGCUGUUUCUGAGCCAAGGCUUUCAGUGAUUUCAGCGGAGGGUGAUGCCAUAACUCUGCAUUGUGAAGCAAAAUGCUGGCUGCCAGAGCCUCAGGUAACAUUUCUGGAUGACAAUGGAAAGAACAUCUAUGGGGAAAACCCCAAAGGACAACAAGAUGCCCGUGGAUGUUUCACUGUGACACAAAGAGUCACUCUGCAAAGAGCUACCAGCAGUAUAACCUGCAGAGUUCAUCUACAAGAGUUUAACCAGACCAGGGAAACAAAGAUCCUCAUACCAGGUGUCUGCAUGAAGUCUGAUCCUCACACUAUCGCCAUCACCAUUGGAGGAACAGCACUUCUUUUCUUAGUUGCAGCCCUUUCAUGCAUAAAAUGCUUCAGAUUUGCUAUUGUAAAGCAGCCAGUGAACAGAAAGACAUCAAAUCAAAGCCUCCUCCACCCGACAAGAGUUAACAGCACAGACAGCUCGGUAAAUGGCAGCAUUGGACAGAUGAAAAGACAGUCUGGGUUUCUUAUCGAAGAUGAGACCCAAAAACUAGAGGACAGCAAAGUUGUUUCCUACAACAGUGGAACAACUGUCCAAUGUCAUUCCACAACCACAGCAGACGUUUCAAAACCCUCCAAACUACUGUUAACUCACGGCCCUGACAACAAGAGCUUGACCAGUGUGUACAAUCCAAACCCAUCUUCAGUUUCAACCAGCUUUAAAACUCCAAAAUCUGAUGACUUACCCAAAAGCAGGGGUUCAAAGCUUAUCAUCAAAAGGCAAAACAGCUUUCCAGGACCUGGUCACAUAUCUCAAAGAAACCACCGUAUGUACAGCAGUCCAGAUAUUUUACAACUACACUUACCAACAUCCAACCCUUCUUCUGCUCUCAGUAGCCACCAGAUGAUCAACUCCAGUGUCUCACCCCAUCAAAGCACCCACCAUCCUCAGCGUAGACACUCAUCAGUACUUCCACAGUUAGCUGAAUUUCAUAACCGUCACAGCCUCCUGAGAAAUUUACCUGAAGAAGAUGAACAUAGAAGUUUAUUAAGAAAUGAAAAGUAAAGGAAAUGUAAGCUGUACAUUUCAAGCAUAAGGCAAGACAAUGCUUGCUCGGUUUAAAUGACUGAAACUCCUUAACUGAGCAAUAACUAGAAACUGAAAUUUCACACCAGUGAUGGAAGCACGGAGUAGGGGCUUGACAGUCAGCUGCAGUGU